CCGCCUCCUCGCCCCGGUUCCAGUAGUUGGUACGGUCCGAGACAGUAUGGCUGCUGCACUUCGGCCUUCGAAUCGAGUUCUCCUGCAGGCGCUGCAGACUUUGGUGUAUCCUGGGGUGGGAGGCUCCGGCUCUGUCAGCUGCCGCUGCCCUCUCGGAGCUAAAAGAUACCUACUUACAGAUAAUGUGGUGAAAUUAAAAGAAUUUCAACAAAAGAAAGUGGCUAUUGCAUGUAAUCUUUCUGGCACUAAAGAAAUGUAUUUUAGAAACUUGAAAGAGAAACUGACCCAGAACAAGCUCAUCUUGAAGGGGGAGUUGAUAACCUUACUACAUUUGUGUGAGUCCCGGGACCAUGUGGAACUGGCUAAAAAUAUUAUUUACAGGUACCAUGCAGAGAACAAAAAUUUCACUUUGGGGGAGUAUAAAUUUGGACCGCUUUUUAUGAGGUUGUGUUACGAGUUGAAUCUCGAGGAAUCUGCAGUGGAGCUCGUGAAAGACCAGCAUUUACGAGGUUUCUUCUCAGACUCCACAUCAUUCAAUAUUUUGAUGGAUAUGUUAUUUAUCAAAGGCAAAUAUAAAAGUGCUUUGGAAGUAUUGAUAGAGAUGAAAAACCAAAAUGUGAAGUUCACCACAGAUACCUAUGUUCUUGCUUUUGCAAUUUGCUACAAACUGAAUAGCCCUGAGUCUUUCAAAAUCUGUACUAUAUUAGGAGAAGAAGCUCUACUCAAAGGAGAAAUUCUCUCCAGGAGAGCAUCCUGUUUCGCUGUGGCAUUAGCUUUGAAUCAGAAUGAGGUGGCAAAAGCUAUGUCCAUUUUUUCUCAAAUCAUGAAUCCAGAAAGCAUAGCCUGCGUUAAUUUAAAUAUUAUAAUCCAUAUCCAGUCAAAUAUGUUGGAAAACCUGAUAAAGACUCUAAAAAAUGCUGCAGAAGGAAAUUUAUCAAAAUUUGUGAAAAGAAAUGUGUUCUCGGAGGAAGUGCUGGCCAAAGUGAGGGAAAAAGUGAAGGAUGUGCCUGCCCUUGUGGCCAAAUUUGAUGAGAUCUAUGGGAUACUGCACAUCACUGGCCAGGUCACCACUGAUUCUUUGGAUGCUGUGCUCUGCCACACCCCCAAGGACAGGAAAUCCCACAUGUUGCUAUUAAACAAGAGGAUGUUCAGCCGUCGCACCUCCCAGCCACUCAGCCAGUCCCUGUUGGCUGAGUAACCCUGGUUUCAGUCCACCUAUGGAUCUGAGGGGCCUGCUUCUAGUGAGUUAUUGCCUUUCCUAAGAAGCCAGGCAUCGCACUUCAGCAGACAGUGUGCUGACACUUGGUCUUCUCCUGAAAUUCCCAAAUUCACUGAAUGGUACCAUGCAGAUCUCUGAGACGUUAUGUUGCACCACUGUGAAGGUCUAGAUGCAAGCUUGGCUGCCUCAGAAAGGCGCUUCCCUUUUGCAUGGCUGAGGAUCCUUGAAGGAGCAUGGUCAGUCUCCAGUUCAGCUUCCAGCACCAGAGUGGAACCCAGUAAGCACCAUCAGGAAUGAAUUUCACUACAAGUGUGGAUAACUCUGAUUUUCAAAGGAGUAGUUACUGGCAGAUUACAUCCUUGCUGAAUUCAGUAGGUGUGAAACCCUAUUUUACCAUGUUAGAAAACAGCCCAGGAUUUUCUCAUUGCUCUGCCAUCAUACAUGUCUAUGACUUGAGCCCUUAUUUUUCCAUCUGCAAAACAAUAGUGCCUAUGUGUAUUUGCAUGUAGAUUUGAAAUCUUCAUUCAAGGUUUAGUAGGAUCAGAUUUUCUCAAAAAUAAGAGAAAUAAGGUUCAUAAGCAAACUUGAUGAGAUUGUGGUUGUUUUGUUUUCUUAGCAGCACAAACAAAACCAGAAUUUAGCCCUUAGGACUGCUGAGUAAGCCAAAUUUAAAUGAUUACUGAUUUGUUCAUGGGUAAGCCAUGUGCUUUUCAAAAUAAGUGCCACUAAAAACCACAUAAUGCUUAGGUUUCUAUGUGGAUAACAAAUAUUUAGUCCUGUAGUUUAUCUUAUUUGUUAAUGAUUUUUCUCUCUUGAAUGCCUCAUAUUAAAAAAAAAAAAAUGUGCCAUGAGAGCAGUUCAAAGCUGCUUCAUACUUAUGAUGGUCUGAAAUAUAGUAUGUGUUGAAUUUUACCGUAUCUGGUCACCAGUGAGCAGAAGAUACACAGUGACCCCACCUCACUUGCUCCUUUUGUUUCAGAAAGCCCAGAGGGUUGCUCAGACCUCAGGAGCUGUCUGCCAAGAUUGCUGCAGACUCUUCAUUGCCACCUCCAAAACUAAGACUGUUCACUUGGUGGUUGUUCUGAGGCAAGGAUUAUAGAGUCAGAAAUUGUAGACUAGGAGAAGUCUUCUGAGUCUCCUAAUUAAUUCCUUCAUCUUUCAGGUUAAAGAAAUGAUCCAUGCAAGAGAGGCCCAAUCUCAACUGUAGACUGUGUCCCAGUAAGAGAGUCAUAGCUUCAGGUGUUUGCUGAAUCCAGGUCUGAGAUCACAAUCCCACCUGAGGACAGGAUCCACAUAUGAGAGUCGCACAUUGGCAUAAUUGAUUUGUGGUAGAGCUGAGAUUAGAAUCCAGAUUCCUAGUCUAGUAUCCUUCCCACUGUACCACAUGAUCUCUUUUCAGAGGGGAAAAAGGAGCAGCUCUUAAGAAACAGAAUACUAAGGGCCCCCAUGACUGUGUGGCCCUGGGCAUCCUCAGUUUCCUCAUUUGGUAAAUGGGGAUAAUAGUACCGACCUCUUAGGCUUGGUGUGAGGAUGAAAUGAGAUAGGGAAUAUAAAGCAAGCAGAUAGUGGCUGGCACAUAGUACAUGCAAUAUGUUUGAAACUAGUUAAGGAGUUAUAAAAACAAAUGAGUUCUUCCUUCUGGUCAAAAAUAUUGAAUUUCUUGUCCUUGUUCUCUGUGAAACAUUGAACAGCCCCAUUUAGAGAAACAAAUUCUCUGCCCUCAUAGAAUCCUAAUUGUUUCUGUAUGUGUCUGGUGUUUUGCACAUGCAAAAAAAAAAAAGUGCUUAGAUUUCUCCACUUUCAGUCUUAGGGAAUAAUAGGGCAUGCUUCCUGUCCCCCCAACUUACUUUUCAUCUUCUCCAGCUCUCACAGUUCAAAUGGCUCCAGUGCUGUGGGUGAGUGUGGCCUUGGUUGUUAGCUAACAACCAUUCAUUAGCGAAAUAACCAAAUUUUGUGAGCAGUAAAUAGCAACAAGCUUCCCAAUCCCUGCUGCCCUGAGCAGCAGGUGGCUGCUGCCCUGAGCAGCAGGUGGCUGCUGCUCAGCCGACUGGAAAAACUGGCCCAUUCCACCUGUUCCCAGAAACCUUAGUACAGAGGUAGCUAUAUGCAUAAUGUUCACCCCAAAGUAAUAAAUGAUUUUAAAGUCUUAAAAAUCCAAUAAAAAAGUGUUCAGUAUAGGUUAUGAUGGGCAUUUCAUUCUUUAAAACUCAGUAAUUCCUUUGAAAAAAUGGUGUUUCUUUAUAAGUAGUAGUUUGCCUACAUCAUUUACUUGUUUUUUUCUGCUUUGGGGUUUUUUUUUUUUGAGACACAAUUUCACUCUGUCGCCCAGGCUGGAGUGCAGUGGUGUGAUCUCAGCUCACUGCAACUUCUGCCUCCUGGGUUCAAGCAAUUCUCAUGCUCCAGCCUCCCAAGUAGCUGGGAAUACAGUUGUGUGCCACCACACUGGCUUAUUUUUUGUAUUUUUUUAGUAGAGAUGGGGUUUCACCAUGUUGGCCAGGCUGGUCUCUAACUCUUAUCCUCAAGUGAUCUGCCUGCCUUGGCCUCCCAAAGUGCUGGGAUUACAGGCAUGAGCCACUGCAUCUGGCCUACUUAUCUCGUUAAUGAAAAUAUUUGAUUGGACAGAACAUCUUAUUCCUUAACUCUGUUAUGUGCUUUUGUAGAUUGUUUUUACUUACUGUAGAUGUCUGUUGCUCCAGAGUCCCAGAAAUCAGUAUGGUAAGUUCAGCACAGUUAACUAGAAGGAGACAAAAAGAUAUCUUCUUAAUUAGGUGAUAUCAAGGAUAGUUCUGGUUAUUGAUUGCUGUGUGGAAAACACUCCAAAACUCAGUGACUUUAAACAACACCAGUCAUUGAGUUAUUUCUCAUUAUCCUGAGUACUGACUGGGCUCAGCCAGACAGUUCUUAUUCGGGUUCUCAUGCAGUUAUAGUCAUCAUCAGAUUGUGACUGGGACUAGAAUAAUCUCAAAGGCUUCCUUAGUAUUUCUGGCAGUUGAUGCUAGGACCUCAGCUAGUGCUGGGGCUGGAACAUGUCUACACAUAGCUUCCCCACAGCAUGGUGGCUAGGUACUAGGAGUGACUGUCCCAAGAGGACCAGGCAGAAGCAGUUACAUUUUAUGACCUAGUCUCAGAAGUCGCAUAACAUCACUUCCACUAAAGUACCAAGCCCCCACAGAUUCAAAUGGAGGGAGCAUAUAUCCCAUCUCUGUGGUAGGAAUUUCAAAGAAUAAAUUUUGUGAAACUGUAGUAGAUAGUCUGUUUUCUCCCCUGUUUAAAACCUCCUGAGGACCUCACAUGCUUCUGGAUAAAGCUCAGGCUCUUCAACAUGGUUUAGAAGGUCCUUCCUAAUCUGGCUCACAUUUGUCCAUCCAGCUCCAACUCUUGCUACUCUACACCCCUCUUCCCCUCUUGUGGAAUGGCUAAUUCCUACUCAUCAUUCAGGUCUCAGCUUAGACAUCUUUUCAUCUGAGAAGGCUUUCUGGUCUAGCUCACCUGGUUAGGUGAACUCCCCAUGUGCCCCAUGUACCUCAUUUAUCAAAGUGCUUAUCAUAUGCCUGACACUGUCUGUUUUCUUCACUAGACUCAGGUGCCAUGUCUGUCCUUUCUGCUCUGUUUGCUGGGUGCCUAGCAUGGUAGGGAAUGUAUCAGAGGAUUAGUACUUAUUUAACUCACCAGCUCAUUUAACUAUAUUGUAUAACAAUGGUGGUGGUCAUAUUGGUCCCCCAUGGACAGCUUUUCCUCUCUAAUACCAUAUACUCAGUGCAGGGUCUGAAUGUCCCCCCAAACUCAUAUGUUGAAAUCCAAAUCCCCAAGGUGUUGGUAUUAGAUGAUGUAGCCUUUGGGAGGGAAUUAGGGUGGUGCCCUCAUGAAUGGGAUUUUUGCCAUUAUAAAACAAGCCCAAAGAAAUUUGGUCGCCCCUUCCUUUAAGCGAGGACAUGGCAAAAAGGCACUGUCUAUGAACCAGAAAGUGGGCUCUCACUAGACACCAAAUGCCAGCGUCUUGUUCUUGGAUUUCCCAGCCUUCAGAACUGUGAGAGAUAUAUUUCUGUUAUUUAUAAGCCACCCAGUUUUUGGUAUUUUGUUAUAGCAGCCUGAAGAGACUAAGACAGCCAGUCCCAACCUUCCACAUUUAGACCUGACUCCAAGUUUUGCUCAGCCCACUGUGUAUCCCUUCCUCCUCCCAACCAAAGUGUCCCCACUCUUUCUGUAUCCUGUUCUGCCUAUUAUUCAAGGUCUAACUUGUGUCACUUUUUCAAUGAGGCAUUCGCAAGCUCUUUAAAUCCUCAAGGAUUCUCCAUUCAUUCACCAUAUCUAUUUUUAGAAUCUACAAAGGACAAAGCACUACGAAAGACUCUUUACAUGCCACAGGGAAAAGACAGACAAGAUCUCUGUCCCAACACAGAAAAUUUUAGCCUGCCACGUUGACUCCCAGGGACCUUUUUGUUUCUGUAGGAGGUGCUCAUUACAGAGUGGUCAAAUUCCUACUGAAGAAUGGACUUGGUUGUGAAAUAAAACAAUCCUGGGCAAUAUUUGUUGAUAGUUUUGUUGAGGAUGAUUCAGGAAGUAAAUACAAACUUUUAACUACUCAUAAUGAAUAUUGUUGGGAUAUUAUAAUGAGGAGGUAAGGAUUUACCUGCUACAAUUCGGGUAGGCAAAAAUGUAGGCUUCUCUAUUUCUUUGCAGUGAACUAAAACUUCUUAUGAACUCUGGUUAUACUGAAAACAAGAGUCAUGGGAGACUUGAUCUUGCUUAAAGGAUAUUUUAGUCUUUGAUUUCUUUCAGGUAAAUGUUCAAUGUUUUUGCGUAUCUUCUUCCUACCUUUUCAUAGCCAAGAUGAUAGCUGAGUAUAAGGCUGUGGCUCUUAAACCUGAACAGGCAUCAGAAUCACUUGGAGAGCUUAUUAAAAUACACAUUGAUGGGCCCCACCCCCAGAAUAUCUGAUUCCAUACAUAUGAGUCAGGGCCCAAGAAUUUGCAUUACAAAUGCAUUCUCAGAUGAUGCUGUUGCUAGUCUGGGCAACACACUUUAAGAAUAGUUGGUAUAACAGAAAGCUUGUGUGUCUAUGUGGACAGGAGUUGUGGGCUUCAGAUUCAUCCUCUCUGUCCUCUGGUCUCAGUUGUGAGGAGGGGGAAGAGUGGGAAGUCUGGCCUUGUCUCUGGACUCCUGAGUAAAUAAUGUGCUGAGGCAGUGUUGGGCCCAACAGGCCUUUUAGAGGGUCAUGCCAGCACCCACUGCUGAGGUCCGUAGUCUCUACCAUCUGCCCUACACAUAAUAAGUACCCUUCCUCUGUUGUUCUUUCAUGCUGACCCCAAGCCCACCAAUGAAUUAAUUGAAUCAAGAGUUCCAAGGUAUUAGGAUUUAAAGACAAUGAAAAAUAUAUCCAUUUUUUUUUUCAAAUAUACAUGAAGAAAUCCAUACAAACUAAGGCCAAUUGUGGCAAAACUACAUGAGACUUGACUAAAAUAACCCACAAUUCAAAUUUCCUUCAUAACAUUUCUACCUAUAAAUUUGAUUCAGAGAAAUUACACUUCAUAGAUAAACUAGCCAUAAAAAAGAUGACAGCAGCAAAAGCUAUCAUCAGUAACAUUUGAUAUGCAUAAGAAACUGUGAGGAACCAAAUCAUGGUAAAAUUGAUUCUAAGGAAAUGAUUGCACAAAAAUAAAAGUGAAAUGAUAUUUUUUAAAAGGAAGUGGUUCAACUGUAUUGCAUAGAAAAUGAAUCAAGGAAUUACACUGGCUUAAAUGGCAUUAGCUCAAAAAAGUGUUCUCAAAAAUUAAUGGAAAUUGGUGUAUUCUGAUUGAGAUAUGUUUUAUUCAAUAACAUGGAGUCAAAACAAGAAGAUUUUUUAAAUGUCCUCUGUUCCCAUGGAGCUUGCAUUCUGCAAGAGCAACAGACAUCAAAAAGAUAACUGGGCAAAUGACCACAUGAUUGCAGUUGGGAUAAGUGCUAAGUCUAGGGGAAUCUUCAUAUCACCCUGUGGCAUGUAUAAAGGAAGACCUUUUGCUGGUGUUUUGUAAAA
Messenger RNA from Pongo pygmaeus (Bornean orangutan), 7235 nucleotides. It is a transcript of the gene PTCD2, whose product is annotated as pentatricopeptide repeat domain 2. NCBI's taxonomy places the organism in Eukaryota, Metazoa, Chordata, Mammalia, Primates, Hominidae. Gene Ontology annotation, cellular component: mitochondrion. The record is from RefSeq and is a predicted model, not a curated record. The transcript has 10 exons. Gene Ontology annotation, biological process: mitochondrion organization; multicellular organism development; regulation of mRNA processing. The coding region runs from base 47 to 1198 and encodes 383 amino acids. Gene Ontology annotation, molecular function: RNA binding; protein binding.